AUGGCAGAGAAUGGCACCAUGGUUACGGGAUUUGUUCUGGUGGGGUUCCAGCUGCAGGCAGAGCUGCAGAUGGGUCUCUUCUUUGUGUUUCUGGCCCUUUAUCUCAUCACCAUGGGGAGCAACCUCGGCAUGAUCGUGCUAAUUCAGAGCGACCCUCGGCUCCAGACUCCCAUGUACUUCUUCCUCAGCCAUCUUUCCUUCCUGGACAUUUGCUACUCUUCUGUUAUUGUUCCUCAGUUGCUUGCAACUUUGAGGACAGAUAAGAAGGUCAUCACCUAUGAGCGCUGUGCCAGCCAGUUCUUCUUUUUCACCCUCUGUGCUAGCACUGAAUGUCUCCUUUUGGCUGCGAUGGCCUAUGACCGCUAUGUGGCUGUGUGUAACCCCCUGCUCUAUGCCACGGCCAUGACACCACACACUCGCCUGGGGCUGGUGGCUGGGGCAUAUGCUGGUGCCGUGGUCAAUUCCGUGGUCCGCACUGGGUGUACGUUCUCCAUCUCCUUCUGCAAGUCCAGUCGCGUAGAUUUCUUCUUUUGUGACCUCCCACCCCUGUUGAAGCUUGCCUGUAGUGAAACUAGGCCACAGGAGCAGGUAAUCUACAUCUUAGCUUUCUUCCUCAUCACAACCAGCAUUUCAGUGAUUCUUAUAUCCUACCUAUUCAUCAUUCGGGCUAUUCUGAAGGUUCGUGCAGCAGGUGGCAAAGCUAAGACCUUCUCCACCUGUGCGUCUCACAUGGCUGCAGUGGCUCUUUUCUUUGGGACACUCAUAUUCAUAUACCUGAAAGGUAACAUGGGCAGAUCCCUUGGGGAAGACAAGAUUGUGUCGGUAUUUUAUACUGUGGUUAUUCCCAUGCUAAACCCAAUCAUCUACAGCCUGAGAAACAAAGAAGUAAAGGAGGCUAUGAAGAAAAUUUUCAGCAGGAUGAGGGUUUCCCAAGCAGAGUAA
Messenger RNA from Propithecus coquereli (Coquerel's sifaka), 942 nucleotides. Its product is annotated as olfactory receptor 9I1-like. Gene Ontology annotation, cellular component: membrane. The coding region runs from base 1 to 942 and encodes 313 amino acids. The transcript has a single exon. NCBI's taxonomy places the organism in Eukaryota, Metazoa, Chordata, Mammalia, Primates, Indriidae. Gene Ontology annotation, molecular function: olfactory receptor activity; G protein-coupled receptor activity; odorant binding. Gene Ontology annotation, biological process: sensory perception of smell; G protein-coupled receptor signaling pathway. The record is from RefSeq and is a predicted model, not a curated record.